Molecule: messenger RNA, 2208 nt
Organism: Argiope bruennichi
Lineage: Eukaryota; Metazoa; Arthropoda; Arachnida; Araneae; Araneidae
Exons: 6
Coding region: 298-1224 (308 amino acids)
Cellular component (GO): acetylcholine-gated channel complex
Source: RefSeq, a predicted model, not a curated record
CGAAGACUGUGGUCAGUGGAAACCGCAUCUUGCUCUCCCAAGAGAGAAAUAAAUCACAUUGGAGUCAAACGGCAGAUGCGCUGAAACGGUUUCCCACUCUAAUGUUAUUUUUAUUGUCCUGCGCUUUUUAUCUCGGUCCGAAGUCCAUUUCCAACCGGUGAACGUGCAUCCAGCCGUUGAUUCAUUCGUUUAUGGGUUUCAAAUAACAAGUGUUCGAUCCAAUGCAUUGCCGUCUGCAUCUGCUUUCGAUUUCGGAGACCACUCGCUACUGAAGAAAGAGAUGCUUCUGGAGCGACGAUGACGAUUCUGCUUCUCCUGCUCAACUUGCAGCUGGUCUUGGGAGGAGCGAAAGAGUUCCCCAACCCGCAAACUGAAUGGCGCAUGUGCGGAAUGCCCAGGCCAGCCUUCGUCUGCGACCCGCACUUCAUCCUGUCCAGAGGGGAUGUCGAGAAACUGGACCAAAUAGCCUCGGAAUUUCGCAAGUCCACCUCCUGCUUGUGCUCCAGGUGCGAGAUAGGUGUAACCCUCGGAAUAUUCCUCAGCCACAACAUCUCCAAAGAAGCAGCGACCCGGCACCCGACUGGCAAGGCGCUGGCUGAAAUGCUGCGGAGGCAGUGGGCCCUCUCCCCAUGCGGCAGUGACAUCGUCGUCGUGCUCCUCACGCACCAAAACAUGUCCGAUUUCAGCUUAGGUCCCGCCGUCGCCAAAAUCUUUUCCGAAUCGACGGCCACACGGAUCGUGUCCGAGUGCCGCGCCCAUUUUGAGUCCGGGUGGUACUACCAAGGUCUCGAGUCCAUCGCCAACUCCUUUAAUGACGUCCUGGUGCAGCUACAACGGCAAGCGAAGCCGGUCUUUAAGAACCUAGUGCUGGGUAUUGGACUGGGAUUCGGGGUGCUUCUUGUCCUGGCUCUGACCGCACUUCUGUUCGUUUACCGUCAGAACAAAAGGCGCAGAAAGAGUUACUGCUCGGAUAUUUAUGAAGGAAUGUCCAAUAGGAAUAACCGGAGGAAAUCAUCCUUUAAUCAGGCAGAACAUCUGGAAAAACUGACCAUUAGUGAAGAAGAUGAACCCCAAUUUAUAUACAAACCACGAAGCUCAUCUGUGCAUUUUGCACGGAUGAACCGACAACUGAGCGACGUCCCGGAGGAGAUCUCAGAGGAUAUCGAGGUCCUCAAAUACAGCAAAGCCUCAUACAAAGAAAACAUCCCUGUCACAGAACUUUAAAAUGCAACGGAUUUCCACUCAAUCUACAAACAUUUUUCAUGAUUCAGUGUAAGUCAUAAUCUUAAAAGAAAUUGAUAAAACAUUAAGCUAACAUUAAAAAUUUUGCAAAAUCUAUAUUUUUGUAAAAAUGCAAAAUGUUUUGAAACUAAGGUGACUCAAUAUUUAAAUAUCAUAGAAACUGAUGUAACCAAUUUUGUCUCCAACAGUGCAGUUUGAGAACAUGUUUUGAGAAGUGAUCAUGUCUAAUAAUCUUUAGAAUCUUAAAUGUCACAAAUGCCCAUUUCUAUUACAUCUGGAAACAGAUAUUUUACUAAUCUAGUUGGAUACAACAUUACGUUUCUGAAAAAUAAAUUAAUGUGAUUCCUAACGCAGAAAUUUGAAAUAACACCCAAAAUAAAGUCGAUUCCAGUUGCAUCAAAUUUAGGAAGAAAUUAAGCUUAGAAAACUACAAAUCAUAAUAUUAAUCAUAAAUGGGAAGGAGGAAGUACCUUACUUAAAUACAAACAGAUGUAAACCAAGUUAAAUAAAAUAACAUACUUCUGGAUUCAGAGCUGGAUUUUACAAAGGAAGUUUGUGAUAAAACAAUGAAAUUUUCAGUUUUAGCAUCAAACUUGAUUUUUAAACUCUAAUUGAGGUGAGGAAGACAUGUAUUGAAAUAUGAGAAAGCAGGAUAAAAUACUCUAUAGCAAAAAUGAAUUCACUGUUAUAGAUUCAAUGAUUGCUAUUUUAUGGUGCUAUUUUUAAUCAGCCAUAUUUAAUGUAUAUUUGAGAAUCCAACCCAUUUAUUUGCAUUUUUAGAUGUUCUAUAAAUGAAUGCCAUCACAAGACUAUAGAUAAAUAUUUGAAUGUGCAUUUCAAUACUAUAUAUUGUGCAGUUGGGCAAAGAUAUUAAAACAGCAAAUUUGUUUGCACCCAAAAUGUGUUCAUAUUCUUUUUCUUUAUAAUAAUGUAAACAUUUUUUUUUGUAAUAAAGUUAUCUUUUAU